Perca fluviatilis (European perch) is the source of this 6087-nucleotide messenger RNA. It is a transcript of the gene col4a3, whose product is annotated as collagen, type IV, alpha 3. The transcript has 52 exons. The coding region runs from base 190 to 5223 and encodes 1677 amino acids. Gene Ontology annotation, cellular component: collagen trimer. Lineage: Eukaryota; Metazoa; Chordata; Actinopteri; Perciformes; Percidae. The record is from RefSeq and is a predicted model, not a curated record. Gene Ontology annotation, molecular function: extracellular matrix structural constituent.
UCCCUCUCUCUCUCCAUCCCGCAGCAGGUUGCUCUGGCCCGACACGACCAGUUGCGCGGACCCCCUCCGGACUCCACCGAGCCCCCGAACCGAGCCGAACUGAGCCGAACUGAGCCGAGUCUGCAGCAGCAGCCCGUACCGAGGAGUCAGCGCGCUCAGCGGCGGCUCCGCAGCAGUGUGUCCGUGUCCAUGGAGGCUCCGGGCGGCCCGCGGCGGAGGAUCGUCCCGCCGCCGCCCCUCGUUCUGGUUCUGGUUCUGGUCCUGCUGUGCUGCUCCGCCGCUCCGGGACACGCCGAGAGGGUGUGUCACUGCAGCGGAAAGUCUCUAUGUCACUGUGACGGGGUCAAAGGGCAAAAGGGUGAAUCUGGCUACCUUGGAUAUGAUGGACUUCCUGGAGUGAUUGGUUACCCUGGAUAUGAGGGUCACCAGGGCUCACUUGGAGAAAAGGGUGAGUGGGGACCAGCAGGAGGUUCAGGACUGAAAGGCUCUCGGGGCCUUCCUGGAAAACCAGGUUUCCCAGGACCUCCGGGACUGCCGGGACUUCCCGGACAUGAAGGACCCCUCGGUCGCCCAGGACUCCCAGGAUGCAACGGGACAAAGGGCGAUGUUGGUUACCCAGGGUUUCCCGGGGUUUCAGGACCUGUCGGCCUUCAAGGUCAACCAGGACUGCGAGGUGCAAAGGGAGACUCGUUGUUCUUUUCCAUCCCUCCGGAUAUUAAAGGAGCAACAGGACCACAAGGACCAAACGGAGUAAAGGGGCUGAAUGGAGAUCCAGGGAAACCCGGCCCGCCAGGACCACCAGGACCCGCCGGGCUUCCCGGAAGUCCAGGGUUUGCGGGGUUACCAGGAGAAAAGGGUCAGGAGGGCCCCAGUCCAGUGAUACCAGGUCCCCGCGGACAGAGGGGUGAUCGCGGCCCGCCGGGCAUCCCUGGACAAAAAGGAAUUAAACUUUAUGCUGAAGGAUCCAAAGAACUGAAGGGAGAACCAGGUGAAGUUGGAAUGAAAGGUUGUCGUGGAGUUCUUGGUUUUCCGGGGAGACUGGGGGAUAAAGGUGGUAAGGGCGGGAGAGGUGAUCCUGGCUCACUGGGUAAACCAGGGAAGGAUGGAACUCCAGGAGAGCUGGGACAACAGGGAUACUCAGGGAAUCGUGGGUACCUCGGUCCUCCAGGAAUUGAGGGAGCCACAGGAGAGAAAGGUGAUCGGGGUUUCCCAGGUCUUCCAGGAGAGACGGUCUGGAUCCACACCGUUCUGAAGGGCCAGCGCGGUGUCCCCGGGCCCCCCGGACCCCCAGGAGUCCAAGGACAACAAGGACUCAUUGGCUUUCCUGGAAUGAAGGGCGUGCCAGGUGUGGCUCCCACUGGUCCACCGGGCCCCCAGGGGCCGCCUGGCUCGACUGGAAGCAGAGGAGAAAUGGGAGAGCCGGGGCCAGACAUCGUCGGGUCCCCAGGACAGGAUGGAGUCCCGGGAGGUUUUGGAGUCGACGGAGAACCCGGAGAACCAGGAAUACCAGACUUCCUGCCGGGAGACGUUGGUUUUCCCGGAACUAAAGGUCUAAAAGGCUCGGUGGGAUUCCCUGGAUAUAGAGGGGAGGAAGGACAGACAGGUGAGAAUGGGGAGUUGUGCUUGACCUGUGCACUUGUUCUCGGCGAACCCGGACCUCCGGGUAAACCAGGAGAGCCAGGUGAAGAUGGGUUGGCAGGAUCAGACGGUUUUCCAGGACCCAAAGGAAACAAAGGAGUCAAAGGUGAUGAUGGACCACCUGGUCCACAGGGCCCAUUUGGUAUCCCCGGCCUCGCGGGGGCCCCCGGACUUGUUGGUGACCCUGGGAUCAUGCAGAGGGUUGGGCAGAAGGGUGAGGAAGGGGAACAGGGGGAGUCGGGACCGCCCGGUUUCGAGGGGACGGAUGGAUCUCCAGGAUUUACAGGACCAAAAGGUUUUCUGGGACAGAAAGGAAACCCUGGGCCUCUGGGGCCUAAAGGUGACAGGGGACUUUUCGGGGAGACUGGUCUCAGAGGACUAGUAGGACAGAUAGGACCUCCAGGACCACCUGGAAUUGGGCUUCCAGGACCUCCGGGAUCUAAAGGCAAUGUGGGAGUCCUGGGAAAGCGAGGAGAUCCUGGAAAUCCAGGUGAAAAAGGUUCUCCAGGUGAAAUCAAAACUUAUCCAGGAGAUCCGGGACAGAAAGGAGAGAAAGGUUUACCCGGAAACCCCGGACCUGAAGGUGGGGUAGGACUUCCAGGUGGUCCAGGAUUUGUUGGUCCGAGGGGUGAAAGAGGAGAAAAAGGAUUCUCAGUCCAGGGGCCUCCAGGCUUCCCAGGGGUCAAAGGAAUCAAGGGCCCUCCAGGAGCUCCGGGUUCACCAAGUUUUGGUAUCAAGGGACGGGCCGGCCCGUCAGGCCCCCCAGGGAUGCCGGGCCCCAAGGGGGGCAGCGGUAUUGGUUUCCCAGGCCAGCAGGGUCAGUCAGGCCCCCAGGGAGAAGAUGGCUCUGUGGGGCCCAAAGGAAACCUCGGACCCCAAGGAACAGAAGGAGCUCCAGGACCUCCAGGGCAAGACGGACCUCCCGGACCUAAAGGUCGGAGUGGUCUGGAUGGGUUACCGGGUGCUGUUGGUUUUGUUGGGCCAUGUUUACCUGGAUCUCCUGGACCUGAAGGAGAGCCUGGACCGAUGGGCUUUGUCGGAUUUCCAGGGAUACGGGGCCAAAAGGGUUUGCAGGGUGACCCUGGGUGGCAGGGUGUGGGAGACCCAGGGCCUCAGGGGCCUUACGGGGCCCCAGGAUUUGAUGGACCACCAGGACGAGUAGGAGAAGUUGGAUUGAAGGGCCUGAGAGGGAAGAAUGGGGAAACAGGAAGCACAGGUAUUAGAGGAGAUGUGGGUCCUCUAGGAGCCCUUGGGAGUCCAGGAGAUGACGGGAAACCAGGAGAGACUGGACCACCAGGACCCAAAGGUGAGAUGGGUGUAGAUGGGAUCAGUAGAUCUCAGGGGCCUCCUGGGCCUCAGGGGAACCGAGGAGAAACCGGACCAAAAGGAUUCAAGACCACUGUGGAUAUAUAUGGAGAUCCUGGAGACCUUGGAGCCCCUGGGCCCCCAGGUCUCACUGGUAGUAAAGGAGAGACAGGCUUCCUGGGGCCACAGGGCCUCGACGGCAGCAAUGGUAGACCUGGAAAUUGCGGCCCGCAAGGACCUUCUGGAGACCCGGGCAGAGAUGGCCAGAAUGGUCCUCCUGGUCCUUGGGGACCCAACGGGAUCCAAGGAGAGAUGGGGAGGCCAGGUUUUAAAGGUGAGAAAGGUAGUGCAGGGCCUUCUGGGGAACCUGGAUCAGAAGGAGAUCCAGGACCAGGAGGACUUAAAGGUACUAAAGGGGAACCAAGCCCACCUGGACCAGGAUCUAAAGGAUUUCCAGGAGAGAAGGGGAAUCGGGGAUUUUCAGGAUCUCCAGGUAUGAAGGGGACUCCAGGGGACAGGGGAAACUUUGGUCCUCCAGGAUCCUGUGGCUCCUGUGGCCCUAAAGGAAAUUCUGGAUCCCCGGGAUGCAGAGGUCCUCCUGGGUCUCCUGGUGACAAGGGUUGUGAUGGUUCUCCGGGGGAAAACGGCCCUGUAGGACCCACCGGCCUCACAGGUAACAAGGGGGCUCCUGGAGAUCCUGGUCCAGCUGGUCCCAGAGGAACCCAGGGGCAGGACGGGAUACCUGGACCUCCAGGAGAGAAAGGAGCCAUGGGAGCUCCUGGAAUCGGACCCCGGGGCGCAGAUGGGAAGACAGGUCCACCUGGAUGUGUUGGGGAGAAGGGUCCUCCUAGUGCCUGUGGUCCACCUGGUCCUCCUGGUCCUGCGGGAAACCAAGGGUGUCAUGGUGCUCCUGGCCCCCCUGGUCCUCCUGGUGCGCCUGGCACGGAGGGAGCUUGCACUGAAGGAGCCAAAGGAGAAAGUGGAGUCGCCGGACAACGAGGACCCAAAGGUCCACAGGGCUUUCGGGGUCCUCCUGGUCCUCCAGGUCCUGGUUUUAAAGGAGAGAAGGGAUCUAAAGGAGCUACAGGUUGCCAAGGACCAUCUGGUUCCCGUGGUGACUCUGGCCCUCAAGGCAGGCAGGGUCAAGAAGGACCACCAGGUCCACGUGGACAAAAAGGCCGGAUGGGAGACACUGGUGUCACAGGACCUGUUGGUGUGAAGGGGGAGGAAGGACCAUUGGGGAACGAGGGCUUACAAGGACCUCCAGGACCACCUGGGAGGAGAGGCCAGAGAGGGGAGGACCAAUACAUGGACGUGGUGAUGGUGCCUGGAGACCAAGGCUCACCCGGAGAAAAGGGAAACCCAGGACUGAAAGGACAACCAGGGGCCCAAGGAACACCUGGAGGUCCAGGUUUAAAGGGCUUCAUAGGAAGUGUUGGUCAAAGAGGACGAGAUGGUCUUCCUGGAUUUAAAGGGAAUCGGGGAGAGCCAGGAUUCCAUGGAGCAAAAGGUAUCGCAGGUUCACGAGGUCCGGUGGGUGCUAAAGGUGCUAAAGGUGUUAAAGGUUCAUUGGGUCAGUGCACAGAUGGAAAGGAGGCCGACGGCUUUCUGUUCACCAAACACAGCCAGACAAUCUUAAUCCCAGACUGCCCUGCAGGUUCAACUCAGAUGUAUAGUGGCUACUCGCUGCUGUUCAUCAAUGGUAACAACCGCGCUCACGGACAAGACCUGGGGACACUAGGUAGUUGUUUACCUCGCUUUACCACCAUGCCCUUCCUGUUCUGUAACACUGACAACACCUGUCGCUACGCCUCACGCAACGACUACUCCUAUUGGCUGUCCACCCCUGAACAGCUGCCGGCCAGCAUGCCGCUGAUCUCUGGGGAUUCACUGAGGAGUUACAUAAGCCGGUGUUCUGUAUGCGAGGCCAGAGCCAACGUGAUCGCUGUCCACAGUCAGACCAGCAUCAUUCCAGACUGUCCCUCGGGCUGGGACUCUCUCUGGUUCGGAUACUCCUUCGUCAUGGAAACUGGAGUGGGGGCGGAGGGGUCAGGUCAGCCGCUGGCCUCUCCCGGAUCCUGUCUGGAAAACUUCCGGAAGAUUCCCUUCAUCGAGUGUCACGGCAGAGGAACCUGCAACUACUACACCGACUCGUACAGCUACUGGCUGGCUGCUCUCAACCCCCGCGACAUGUUCAGCAAACCGAAGCCUCAGACUGAAAAAGGAGAGUUCCCCGGCGAUCUGAUCAGCCGCUGUCGAGUCUGUAUGAAGCAACUGUGAACACCCACGCCUGACAAAACUGAUACUUCUGCUGUAUAUGCUACUGCUGCUAACACUACGUAUACUACUACUCGUACUACUACUGAUAAUAAAUACUACUAUUACGACCUGAGCUGCAGCACGCAGAGCUGAAAGAGGCUCGAUGGUGUUUCAAGCCCCCACCGUCGACUUCAAGGCAGCGCUGCGACCGUUGACUUCAAGGCACCUAACCCUAACCCUAACCCUUGCCUAACCCAAGUGCCUUCCACGCAGCGCUGCCUGGAAGACGACAUUGGGGGCUUAAAACUCCAAACACCCUGAAAGAGCACAGAAAAGUUCCUCCAACAGCCAGUAGACAGAGCUCCAAGUAAACUUGAAGUGAAUCAUGAACUCAUUAUCGUACGAUAACGUACGAAAACGUACGCACAACAAUUCCUAUAUCCUGUCUUUAUGUCUUAAUUAGAUUCAACUGAGAAAAAGUGAGCGUCAUGCGGCGACGACAGUUAUGAUUUUGAAGAAAAACCAACGCCUCCUCCAAAUCCUCCGAGGAUAUGGGUGAUUUGUCACCCCCUCUCUUCUGACCCACAGGAGCGUUUCAGAAAUGAGCGCCCCCUAGUGGUGGCAGGAAAUAUGUCCUCAUAUCUAAACGUUGUGAAACGGUCCCAGUUUGGUUAGAUUUAGACACCAAAACUACUGAGUUGAGUUGAUAAAAAGAUGGAGGUUUGGGUUCAAAUCAGACGUGACUUCGCUUCCUGAAGGUUACCAUGUGACUCAGUUUGUUCCCUAAAGUUAAAAAAUACUCUGUUUCCUGCACCUGAACACACCUCGCUGUGAGACCAGCAUGCCCAGAAUGCACCUGAACACACCUCCCUGUAAGACCAGCAC